AUGAGGAGAACCCUUGAGCACUCCCAUGCCGAGCAAAUUCCACCACCCAUCUUUCAGCAGCUUGCUUCCCGCCCAGAUGACAUGAUGGAUUCGAACUACGACCAAGAAGAAACGGAAAUGGAGCUAUCCUAUGUUCCUGACCAGUAUCUUUCACCACGAAGGGAUGGCAAUAUCGAAGGAAGGACACUUAGAAAGGGAGUGCACGACGGAUUUCCAGACAGAAGCAAACAGUUAGCAGCCUUGCAAGCUUCGAUCAGAAUGAUCGAAGAGAAGAGAACGAUCUUGAGUGCAUUGGGAGAGGAGCUUGAGCUCUAA
Molecule: messenger RNA, 315 nt
Organism: Guillardia theta CCMP2712
Lineage: Eukaryota; Cryptophyceae; Pyrenomonadales; Geminigeraceae
Exons: 1
Coding region: 1-315 (104 amino acids)
Source: RefSeq, a predicted model, not a curated record